UACAAAUUUCCGAGACCAAGGAAGGCUUUUUAGAUCUAAACGAUUUGGAACGGGAACUCGCGAGAAUGCGAAGCGAGGGCGUUGCGCAAAUGAUCGGAUGCUUCAGCGCUGCCAGUUGCAUAACCGGGGUUUUGGCAGAUGACGUCGCGACAACCCUCUUACUGCACCAAUACGGUGCACUCAGCGUGUGGGAUUACACUACUGCAGCACCAUACGUUCAGAUCGACAUGAAUCCGCAUUUACCCGGCGUCGAAGAGACCGCAGUGCACAAGGACGCCAUCAUGUUUGCGGGUCAUAAAUUUAUCGGUGGUAUGCAGUCGCCAGGAGUGCUCGUAAUCAAGCAAUGCCUUUUGCGGGAAGAUGUCGAGGUGGAGGACAUGAGAGAUUCUCAUCGUUAUCACCGUGAUUCUGAGUUGCGGGAAGAGAGCGGUACUGCUGGCGUGGUUGAGAGCAUCCGAUGCGGUCUGGCGGUACAGCUCAAAGAAAAUGUCACGCCAAGAGCAAUUGUCGCUCGUCAAGAUAAAAUUUCUAGGCAAGUUCUAGCUCACGUACGCACAAUUCCGGAAUUAAUUUUACUUGGUAGCUCGUCGCAAAAUAUAAAACGAUUACCUAUCUUUUCGUUUAUGGUGCGCCAUCCUCGUGGCACGUUUCUUCAUCAUAAUUUUGUUUGCGCUAUUCUGAACGACGUUUUUGGCAUUCAGGCGCGAGGAGGAUGCGCGUGCACUGGUCGUUACGCUCAUGAUCUUAUGGGAAUCGAUCGAGAACUUGUCAAGAAGUUCGAAACCAUUCUCUUGGAAGGACAACGCAACGGCAUUGAGGAGACUACCACGGAGGCUCUCAGACCGGGCUUUGCUAGACUGGCCUUUCCAUAUUUCAUGAGCGAAGCCGAAGUCGCCUUUAUCCUGGAAGCCCUUAAAAUGGUGGCUACCGAAGGUUGGAAAUUGCUGCCGCAGUACGUACUAAAUCCCGACAACGGCGAAUGGAGACAUCACACUAACAGUGUUUUCAAAGAGCGCAAGUGGCUGGGUUCCAUCAGAUACACGGACGGCAGGAUGAACACUACGGAGAGACGAGUUUCCGGUUCCGGUGUUUUUCCACAGACGUACGGCGACUGUUUGCAAACUGCUCGCAAUAUCUUUAACCGUGCACGCAAAAUGGCACAGCGCUAUCCGCUGCAAAUCGAUAAAAGCUUCAACUUUGCGUGCGAACGAAUGGAGGCGUUGCGUUGGUUUAUGCUGCCGAGCGAGGCACAGGAUCUUCUUCUCGGUAAUUCGCAGAAUGUUAAGCAGGACGUUCCGUUUAAUCCAUUGCUAGCCUCCAAUAGAUUCAAUCAUACAAGCACUGUCAUUGCCUGUCACGACAGUCUAGUCAACUGUCUAACAAUGACUAAUGGUAUCAGACGUCUUAACAGCGACAUUCCACGCACGGGGAAUCUGCCCAUUUUUGCGACCUCACCGAGGCAUCGAAGUUUGCCUGCGUUGAGCACAGAUAAACGUGCCAUGAUUGUUACUACAACGGAACUGAGUCAGCCGUCGUCUUCGUCAAACAACAGCGAGGAAGAAAGUUCAAAUCAAAAUGAGCACAGCAAUUUCUCGGCUGGACAUCGAUUGCCCGCUACUUGCCCGAAUUCGCCAAUGCCGAUCAGAUUUGCAGUGGGUGAAGCUGUGACGGCUUCGGUUCUGGGAUCGAUAUCUCAUACGACAGUCCGAUCUUUUAAAGAACUGGCAGAUACUAAUGCAGGACGCGCGCGAUGCAACUCACUGGGCAGUACCACUGACGGAUGCAACGUUUCAGGAAAUCGCGUGGGUGCAGCAUCAGCAGCUUCGCCAAUUCCACCGCUUCCAUUGAGUCCACAGACUCUCACUAGUUUGGGACUGAGCACAUCAAACAAUUCGUCUAAGCAUAAACGACUGCAUUGCAGCUGCAGUAGUCAGACAGAAUUAAAUUCGUUGGAAUUGGAUUCUGCCAGUCCGAGUUAUUCUAUUUCAUCAUUAAACUAUAAUCACAAUCCAGCUUCUCCACCAUCUUCGUAUUCAUCAAACAGCGAUUAUACCGAAAGGCUAAUAGGCGGUGGUAGAUCGUCACCUAUUUCAGCAAACACCGGACAAAAAUCCGAGGAUGAUUUAAGCGCAUAUGUGAAAGAGGUGACUAAGGAAUUAGCAACUGAGAUAAAAUCUGAGAUUCGAGAGGUCAUUUCAAAAGUGGAUGAUGCCCUCUCAGAAACCAACACAUCUGAGAACACGCCGCAGCAUCACUCGCGGGCUCAUAGCAUGGUUAAUCAAACGUUUAUAGAAGAUAAAAGGCACGAUUCGUUCACAGCCAGUGAUAUCGCCGAGUACUUGAUGGAAUUCUCGAAAGAAAUGGCGAGCGAAGUGAAGUCUGAAAUAAGGUAUCACUUUCGAUCUGUCGUUAUGGUAAAACAAACAAAUACAUAUUAAAACUAACAAUUAUAUAAUACACAUAUAUAUUUUUUUUCUGAUAUAUACAUAUAUGUACAUGUAUAUACAGAGUGUAUAAAAAGGACCAGUAUCGCGAAAAAUCUCAAAAACUAGGCAUUUUACGAAAAAGUGUUUCAGAUAAAAAAAGUUGUAGGGUUUAAAUGGAUCUAUUUACUGAUUGUAUCAGUGUGACUUGGAUAGCACAGCCAAGGUUAGAUCAAGGUUACAUCGAUUUUCUUAAAAUAAAACUCGUUUUAUUGCAAAUUCUUAAAACUUAAUUCAAGAGCUUUCUAAAAUACUAUAAUAAAGUUUAUUUUCAUUAAAUAUCUUUUGAGUUAUGAAGGUUGAAUAUUAGAAUACUAUCUACUUGUACUUUUUCUACAAAGAUGAUUUCGAUCAAAACGAAUUUUGUGAGCUCAUGAUGCAGAGAAUUGACAAAGAACCUAAUUCCUAUUUAACACAGUUUUUUUUGGAUAAAGCAACAUUCGAAAUGAAUGAUAACGUUAAUAGAUAAUGCUAAUACCGGCGAUAUGUAAUAUAUUGAACUUUCAUAAGUCAAAAAAAACUCAAUGAAAAUAAACUUUCUUAUAGUGCUUUAGAAAGCUCUUGAAUGAAGCUAUAAGAAUCUGCAAAAAUAGGAUGUUUUAUUUAAAAAAUUCAAGGUGAUCUUGUCCUGACCUCCCAUACAGCACAAAACGAUUGCAGGAAUAUUGCAGAAAUAUUUCAUUGCACGAUUGCAAUAUUGCAAGUGCAAAAUACCACAGUAACAUUAUUGUGACACUACAGCAACGGUAAAAUGUCCGCCUUUAGAAAUUGCAACAUAAUAUCAUAGCAAUAUUAAAAUAUGAUAUCAUAGCAAUAUUAAAAUAAAAUAUAUAUAUAAUAAUGCAAAAUA
Pseudomyrmex gracilis is the source of this 3333-nucleotide messenger RNA. RefSeq lists its product as uncharacterized. The transcript has 4 exons. The record is from RefSeq and is a predicted model, not a curated record. Bases 66 to 2438 code for a protein of 790 amino acids. Lineage: Eukaryota; Metazoa; Arthropoda; Insecta; Hymenoptera; Formicidae.